Messenger RNA from Ambispora gerdemannii, 123 nucleotides. Lineage: Eukaryota; Fungi; Glomeromycota; Glomeromycetes; Archaeosporales; Ambisporaceae. The record is from the annotation of a GenBank genome assembly.
AUGAGAAAUGUUAAUAUUCCUGAAUAUAUUUCAUCUCCAAUUCCAGUUUUACAAAAUCAAGCAUCAGAAGAUGCUCAACUUUCAGUGUUACAAGAUGCUCAACUUUUAGCAUCACAAGAUCAA